AUGGCGCAGGCGGAGCGCGAGCAGCUGAGCGUGGUCAUGUUCCCAUGGCUCGCGCACGGCCACAUCACCCCGUACCUCGAGCUGGCCAGGCGCCUCACAUCCGCGGACCGCCGUGCCGCCGGCGAUAACAUCGACGUGACCGUGCACCUCGUCUCCACGCUCGUGAACCUGUCGGCGAUCGCGCGGCACCAGACUUCGCGGAUCCGCUUCGUGGAGCUCCACCUCCCGGCGCCGCCGGACCUGCCGCCCAAGCUGCACACCACCAAGCACCUCCCGGCCCGCCUCAUGCCCGCGCUCAAGCGCGCGUGCGACCUCGCCGCGCCGCGCUUCGGCGCGCUGCUCGACGAGCUCCGCCCGGACCUCCUCCUCUUCGACUUCCUCUACCCGUGGGCGCCGCUCGAGGCCGCGGCCCGAGGCGUGCCCGCGGUGCACCUCAGCAACUGCAGCGCCGCCGCCACCUCCUUCUUCGUCCACUGCCUCGGCAGCGCCUGCGCCGGCCGCGCGUUCCCGUUCCAGGGCGUCGGGCUCGGCAGCGCCGAGGAGGAGGCCAAGUACACGUCCAUGUUCGCUGUCCGCGACCACCCCGACGCCCUGGUCCCCGAGCGCGACCGCCUGCUUCUCAGCCUCGCGCGCUCCUCGUGCUUCGUGGCCAUCAAGACGUGCGCCGACAUCGAGCGACCCUACAUGGGCUACCUCUCCGAGCUCCUGGACGGCAAGGAGAUCGUCCCCGUCGGCCCGCUGCUCGUGGACGACUCCGACGCCGGCGGCGCCGGCGCCGGCACGUCGCCCGAGUCCGACCGCGUCACGCGGUGGCUCGACGCCCAGUCCCCCGCCUCCGUGGUGCUCGUCUCCGUCGGCAGCGAGUACUUCAUGUCGGAGCAGCAGCUGGCGCGGAUGGCGCGCGGCCUGGAGCUCAGUGGCGAGCGGUUCUUGUGGGUGGUGCGGUUCCCCAAGGGCCCCGAGGACGGCGACGACGCGGCGCGCGCGCUGCCCCGCGGGUUCGCCCCGGCGCCCCGGCGCGGGCUGGUGGUGGAAGGGUGGGGGCCGCAGCGCCGCGUCCUGGCGCACCCGGCCUGCAGCGCGUUCCUGUCGCACUGCGGUUGGAGCUCCGUGCUGGAGUCCCUGGCGGCGGGCGUGCCGAUCGUGGCGCUCCCGCUGCACAUCGACCAGCCGCUGGGCGCCAACCUGGCCGCGGAGCUGGGCGCCGCCGUGCGGAUGCCGCAGGAGCGGUUCGGGGAGUUCCGGGCCGAGGACGUGGCGCGCGCGGUGCGCGGGGCCAUGCGCGGGGAGGAGAGCCGCGCGCUCAGGCGCCGCGCCGCGGAGCUGCGGGAGGUGGUGGCGCGGAACGACGCGGACGGCGCGCAGGUCGACGCGCUCGUCCAGCGCAUGGCACGGCUCUGCGGCAAGGGACAGCAGCGAGUGGCCGUGCCCAACUGA
This is a messenger RNA of Miscanthus lutarioriparius, 1437 nucleotides long. NCBI's taxonomy places the organism in Eukaryota, Viridiplantae, Streptophyta, Magnoliopsida, Poales, Poaceae. The record is from the annotation of a GenBank genome assembly.